AUGCUGCCAGGAUGGGAGGGUUCUGCUGGUGAUUUGAGAAUAUUACGGGAUGCAAUCAGCCGGCCUCUCGGGCUUAAAGUACCCAAAGAUUGCUAUUACCUCUGCGACAAUAAUUAUGCCAACAGCGAGGGAUUCAUCACAUCGUACAAAGGGGUUCGUUACCAUUUGAAGGAGUGGGGUCAUGGAACCCAAGCACCGCAAACAGCCGAGGAAUUGUUCAACUUGAAGCACUCUAAAGCUCGAAAUGUCAUUGAGCGUUCUUUUGCAGUGCUCAAGAUGCGUUGGGGAAUACUUCGCAGCCCAAACUUCUAUCCUAUCGAGGUCCAAACGGGAUUGAUAAUUGAUUAUUUCUUACUUCACAAUUUUACACGCACUCACAUGGAGGUGGAUCCGUAUGAGGAAUUGGUAGGAGCUCAGCAUGAAGACGGGUAUGGGAGUGAUCACGAUGACCCUGUGGUGCCCACGAUCACUACGGUCGCGCCAACACCAAUGUGGACGAAGAAGAGGGACGACCUAGCUGCUGUAAUGUGGGCUCAGAGGAUAAACGUGUGA
Molecule: messenger RNA, 552 nt
Organism: Salvia splendens (bonfire salvia)
Lineage: Eukaryota; Viridiplantae; Streptophyta; Magnoliopsida; Lamiales; Lamiaceae
Exons: 2
Coding region: 1-552 (183 amino acids)
Source: RefSeq, a predicted model, not a curated record